Molecule: messenger RNA, 3942 nt
Organism: Numida meleagris (helmeted guineafowl)
Lineage: Eukaryota; Metazoa; Chordata; Aves; Galliformes; Numididae
Product: vacuolar protein 8-like
Exons: 15
Coding region: 351-2075 (574 amino acids)
Biological process (GO): nucleus-vacuole junction assembly
Molecular function (GO): protein binding; protein-membrane adaptor activity
Source: RefSeq, a predicted model, not a curated record
UGGAAAACUGCCUUACAAAAACUGAAGUUGUUUUGUUCAUCACGCCAUUGCUUUUCUAGCCUCACGAAGGCUUUGGUGGAUACUCCAGGAGUUAAACUCUGUUCUCCAUGGAAUGGGUUUAGGUCAUCAUCUUAUUUUUCUUCAAGAAAAGGGAGGGUUUCUGAGCAUGGCUCAGGUCCAGCCUUUUCAAUAAUAUUUGGUAGACUGGGAGAUGCACAGAAAUCAGCUUUUUUGUACAAUGUAGCUUUUUGGGCACAGAAGCUUGUGCAGCUUCUCAGCAGCUGCGCAUAGUGUCAUGUUGACAUCUGUAAUACUGGACAAACACCAAGGCAGCAACUGUUGGAGCAAGAAUGGGUCAGCUGUGUGGACGGUGCAUGCAGCUACUGUGUGACUUCGUGGCCUUCGUUCAGAGGAUGACCUCAGAGCUGGUGCACAGCAUUAAGGAAUGCUUAGCUGUGAUAAGCAAGUGCUCCUGCUUGAAACAGAAUGGCUCAAAAACCAGGCAGCUGUACAAGCCCAUCCUGCAGCCUCAUGAGCGGGUGACAGCACAGGAAUUUCUGCAGCAAAUUGAAAGAGGUUUUGAAAUGUCACCACUUGGAAAGGACCCUCUGGAAGCCUUGAGGAUCUUAGCUUUUUCAGAAAACCCAGGUCUACAGCAGUCUGCUGCUCUCUAUUAUUUGCAUAUGAGCCAACACAUGAAUGUUCCCCUGCCAGCAGAGCAUCUGGAGCCCUUCUAUGCCUUAUUACGGUCUGCUGACCUGGAGGUGCAGCAGAUGUCUUCCUUGUCCCUUGUCAACUUUUUGCUAGAAGGAAAUAUUGACAAAGAAACGGUUGUCCAAAUGGGUUUACUUGAGCCAAUUCUGGAUCUGCUUGAGUCAGAGGAUCCCACUGUCCAGUGUAAUUCCUGCGCCUGUACCAUGACUUUGGCUGUUUCAGAAUCCAACCGAGAGGCUAUUGGCGCUGCUCGAGGAAUUACACCUCUACUGUCUCUUGCCAAUUCCUAUGAUCCUAGAGUACAACAAAAUGCAGUUGGUGCUAUUCUCAACCUUACACAAUCAGAGAGGAUCCAACUGGUCCUGUGCAAGGAAGGAGCCCUGCCAGUUCUCACCUUGCUGCUGGAGUCCCCUGACUCAGAAGUGCAGUAUUAUAGCUGUGCUGCCCUAAGCAACAUAGCAGCCAACACUCAGCACCAUGAGGCCAUGCUGAGAAUUGGUGACAGAUUCCUGCUGCGCACGCUCAUCUCUCUUCUGUCCUCCUCUGUGGACAAGGUUUCAAGCCAGGCAUGUGUUUGCCUAAGAAAUCUGGCUACCAGGGCGGACACGCAGGCCGAGCUGGUUGCUGAGGAUGUCCUGCCCAGGCUGUGCUCUCUCCUGGCGUCCAGCAGCAAGGACGUGUGUCACGCAGCUGUUGCUCUGCUCUGGGUGCUGUCCCAGUACCCACACAAUCAGGAUGCUCUGGUGUGCACUGAGCUACUGCAGAGCCUGGGGAUGCUCCUGUCAGUGCACACAACAGACCCUGUGAUUGCUGGCCACGCUGCUUGCAUCAUCAAAAACCUGAACCUUUCCAAGUACGGACAGAGAAUCAUUGAGAGCCCAUGUGUUGAAGGUCUCCUCCAGACCAUGCUUUCUAUUGACAUUCAAGAAGAUUCUCUUCUUUAUGUGUUAUCUUGCCUUGCUGAGCUGGCAAAGCAAGAAGGAGCCACGUUACGCAUGGUCAAAUGGAUGGAUGAACCCUUGACAAAGCGCUUGGUGAGACUGGCUGGCCAACGGGAACAUACCGAGCCAUCCUUUCAAGCUGCCUCCAUCAUCCAGCACUUGAUAGAUCACGAAAAGAUGAUGCUUUUGUUGAAGUGUCACAUCAGAGAGAUUCAGGCCUACCUCAGGAAUUUUCUUACCCACCGAGAGGUUCGCUUCCAGCAGGUGGCCAUUUCCACAUUCUGCAGACUGCAAGCAGAUCCAGAAUUCUCAUCAGCAUUCAGGAAAAGCCAAAUGGCCAAACUCCUCCAGCAAGUCCGUCAACAGACAGAAGAAACCCAAGAGCUCCUUAGGGCAGCUAUUUGCCAUGCAGACAGUUAGUAUUUAAGCCGGAUAGCUUACAAACUUACCAGAUCCAAGAGCCUGAACUUUCAGAGAUGACUGUCCUUAUUAGUUCCUGUAGCUUAACUGCUCCUGUUACUUGCAGUUUCCUGGUACGAACAUGGUGCACAGCACCUUUAUAAAACAGAGAUGUUCCAAUAACAAGAACAAGACCAGGUCAAAAGACAAACACAACGUAGCAGCUGCCAUGAAAGACUUGUGAGAUGCAUAUAUGAAGACAGAAAUCUAUACUCUGCAAAUGGCACAUUAUUUCCAUAGGUACUUGCAAAAGGGAAAGUGAACACAUUUGGCAAAAUUAUAAAUUGAUCUUAUAUUCUUAUAAUUCAUUUUAAAAGAAGUUAAGAGGACCAAAGCACGUAAUAGUAUGUUUAGCUCUGAAUUCAACUGUGUUGAAUGUGUAUGCAGGUUCAGACCGGCCCCCCCUUCCCUCUUGUCCAGGGGCAGUGAAUCUGUCUCCUGGAUCUUCUUGCCAAUCAGAGAAGUAUUUUUCAGAAAACAAACAAACAAAAACAAACAACAACACUGUAGUCCAGAGCCUUGAACUUAUGGGGCACUGUUUUUUUUUUGUUUGUUUUGUUGUUGUUGUUGUUGUUUGUUUUGUAUUUUAAUGUUGCUUUUAAUUUCUAGGAGAAAGGUAAUCUAAUAAUAGUCGUCUACUACUACUAAUAAUUCAACAGUAAUUAAUUCCUCUUUUAAUCAAUACACUUCUUUUUUAAAUUCAAGAAGCUGGCUGGAGCCUCUUGUUGGACAGGCUGGAAUACUGAAGUUUUAGGACAAUUCAUUUGGCAAAUAUCUGCUCCUAGAUUGCACAGUUUCUUACAAAAAAUAAAAAAGAUGUACAGCUUUAGAAUUGCUACUGGCUACAGACAUGGAAUACAAACUGAGGGAGAUGUAGAAAAAGAUCUGCCAACGUUAGUGUCCUCUCUCUGUUUUUCUCAGCUAUUUAAUUGCAAAAGUUACUUCAGUGCCUUCACAAGAAACACAGUCCAGUUGCUGUGAAAGGUCACUCCCUGCUCCACACCUUCAGAAAAGCUGUAACUUCUACAACUGCUGAUUCUACCUCACUGAACUGUUGUCUCUGAAAGCACAGAUAACAAAACAGAUGCAAUAGCAGGCAAAAAAGCUGGCAUUCAUUUUAUACUGUACUUAUUACUGAUAAUAAUAUUCAAAUCCCCCAGCAUUUAAAGAAGACUUACAAAAACCCAAGACUUAACUUUUUUUUUUUCAUAUGUUUGGACUCUCACACCUACAUCUACACCCAUUCCUUAGACUUUAGUGUGCGUGUUGGGUCCUUGAAAGAGAGCACUUAUUUUCCCCUUUUAUUUGAAGCAAGCCUGGAAUGAAUAUAAUUAUGCAUUGUUUUAUUUGCAGUCCAGCGCAAAAACCACAAGAGAAAUGAAGUAAGCUCUUCAUCUUUGUGCUUCAAACAGCAAAGCGAGUGUCCUGAUACCUCAUAAAAAUAAUUGAGAUCAAUACAGCUUAUGCCUGAGCCUAAAUGAAUCCUCAGACAAAAAAAAAAAAACGAAGCUAUAUCUUACUGGCUACAUCUUUUUUUUGUUCAUAGCUGUAAGCAAUCCUGUACUGAUUUUUCAGUAAAGCGAUCACAGGAAAACUAAAGAGAGGUUUUACGCGUACCAGGAACAUGAAGGAGAAUUUUCCAUCACAGAUUGACUCCUGCUUCAACAAUGCGAGAAAAUCAAAAUAGAAAUAGAAAUAUUUCAAACAAGUUUUAUUUGGUACUCACAUGCUAUAAAGGUUUAGAGGAAAACUACAUAUUUUGGACACUUUAAAGUAUUGUGGCUAUGUACAUGGGAAAUUAAAGAAAGCAAGAAUGGAACCCAAUUAA